Messenger RNA from Microtus ochrogaster (prairie vole), 2759 nucleotides. RefSeq names its product hepsin (gene Hpn). Gene Ontology annotation, biological process: proteolysis. Bases 1048 to 2472 code for a protein of 474 amino acids. Gene Ontology annotation, molecular function: serine-type exopeptidase activity; serine-type endopeptidase activity. The transcript is spliced from 12 exons. The record is from RefSeq and is a predicted model, not a curated record. Gene Ontology annotation, cellular component: membrane. Lineage: Eukaryota; Metazoa; Chordata; Mammalia; Rodentia; Cricetidae.
CCUCCUGGGCAGUCUGGUGUUUAUCUGGAUCUGGGGUCUGACCUGAAUGGCACUUGGCGGAUGGUGGGACUGGAUGCACUUGCGGCUAGCCACUUCCGGUCACUUGGCCUGCGCCUGGGCAAUCAGUGUUGCCUUUUCAGGGCCAAGCCCCCCAUCCCCCUAUCAGGACUUUCCGGGCUCCAGAGGUCACUGGGCAGGCAGCACAGCGGCUGCCAAAACAAACCAGCCCCCGUGACUUGUAGGAAAGUGGCGGGGGAGGGGCUGGGCCCCGCUAGGGACAGGAAGGACUAGAGGCCCAUGGCGGCAUGGACUGGAUCAGAGGAGAGCUGGGUAUCGGCAUGGAAGCAAAUGCGAAUGGAGGACUACAUGGCCACAAGCAUGGUGGACCUAGCGAACCUAGCGAAGCCAGAACUUUGCAGCCCAUUCCUCCAGUUAGGAAUCCCAUUCUCUGGGCCUCGGAGCACACCUGAAUACCCCUGCAAGUGGGAGGACAGGCUGGUGGUUGAGCCUACCCGGUUCAACCCCUGCAGGCCCCGCCCCAUUAGCCAGGUGGCCUCUGUGGCAGCCAGUCCUGGGGUCCGCCCUUCCCCGCCCCGUCUCCGCCUCCCACCCAGCCCCCUCCUCCUCAGGUGAGGCGGCAGGCUCAGCAGGCCUCAAGCUGCUGGCGGCCGCUGCCACACCUGCCUCCCGCGCUGCCCGCGGCUGUGGGGACGCCAUGCGCCUCCCCAGGCCCGGAGACUAACCCCAAACCUGCACCAUCUCCGGCGGACCCCAGGGUAAGGCACAGAAUAUGGAGUCCCUUGUCCACCCCCUCCCACCAAUCUGAUGCCCACCAGCCCAUAGAUGGGAUGCCAGGAACCCCAGAUCACCUCCACCCUUCUUUCCCUGCCAGUUUAGACAUCCGAGGACUCCCCAAAGUUUUUCAACUUUCGAGUCCCCUGAAAGUUCAGCCUCGGUCCUCCAGGCUCUGCCUUGCCACUCCAGGUGUCCCCCUGGUGGCUGGUCAUACAUUGCCACCACUGACCCCGGCCCAACCUCUGCCCUUGCAUGCUCUGUGCCCAGCUCAGGGCCAGCUGCUCCCUGGAUGAGAGCCUGGGACUGGGGGCGCCAGGACAGAGCCAAACCAGGCUCCCCCAGGCCGUGCCUCCUUGUUCCUGUCCCCAGGUUCCGCCCCAGCCCAACAGGUCAAGCUGGGAAUCAUUAACAAGAGUCCCUGACAUGGCGAAGAAGGAGGGUGUCCGGACGGCUCCAUGCUGCUCCAGACCCAAGGUGGCGGCUGUCAUUGUGGGGACACUGCUGCUCCUGACAGGCAUUGGGGCUGCGUCCUGGGCCAUUGUGACCAUCCUCCUCCGGAGUGACCAGGAGCCGCUGUACCCAGUGCAGGUCAGCCCCGGGGACUCGCGACUUGCUGUGUUUGACAAGACGGAGGGGACGUGGAGGCUGAUGUGUUCCUCACGCUCCAACGCCAGGGUGGCAGGGCUCGGCUGUGAGGAGAUGGGCUUCCUCAGGGCCCUGGCGCACUCGGAGUUGGAUGUGCGAACCGCGGGCGCCAACGGUACAUCGGGCUUCUUCUGUGUGGACGAGGGUGGCCUGCCGAUGGCUCAGAGGUUGCUGGAUGUCAUCUCUGUGUGCGACUGCCCUAGAGGCCGAUUUGUGACUGUCGUCUGUCAAGACUGUGGCCGCAGAAAACUGCCAGUGGAUCGCAUUGUGGGGGGCCAGGACAGCAGCCUGGGAAGGUGGCCAUGGCAGGUCAGCCUGCGUUAUGAUGGGGCCCACCUCUGUGGGGGAUCCCUGCUGUCCGGGGACUGGGUGCUGACAGCUGCACAUUGCUUUCCAGAGCGCAACCGGGUCCUGUCUCGAUGGCGAGUGUUUGCUGGCGCUGUGGCCCGGACUUCGCCCCAUGGCGUGCAGCUGGGGGUUAAGGCUGUGAUCUAUCAUGGGGGCUACCUUCCCUUUCGAGACCCUACCAUUGAGGAGAACAGCAACGACAUCGCUCUGGUCCAUCUCUCCAGUCCCCUGCCUCUCACCGAAUACAUUCAGCCAGUGUGUCUCCCCGCUGCGGGACAGACCCUGGUGGAUGGCAAGGUCUGUACUGUGACCGGCUGGGGCAACACACAGUUCUAUGGCCAGCAGGCUGUGGUGCUCCAAGAGGCCCGGGUCCCCAUCAUAAGCAACGAGGUCUGCAACAGCCCUGACUUCUACGGGAAUCAGAUCAAACCCAAGAUGUUCUGCGCUGGUUAUCCCGAGGGUGGCAUUGAUGCUUGCCAGGGUGACAGUGGCGGCCCAUUCGUGUGUGAGGACAGCAUCUCUGGGACAUCAAGAUGGCGGCUCUGUGGCAUUGUAAGCUGGGGUACGGGCUGUGCUUUGGCCCAGAAGCCAGGAGUGUACACCAAAGUUAUUGACUUCCGAGAGUGGAUCUUCCAGGCCAUAAAGACUCACUCCGAAGCCAGCGGCAUGGUGACUCAGCCCUGACCCAGCCUCACCUCACUGCUCACGCCUCCAGAGCUGGAGUUGGUCUGACGCUCCAGACUGGCAUGGUAGGCUCCACACUGGGUCUCACACGGAGCAGUUUUCCUCAUGGACCCGGUCCACAGGUCCGAGGACUCUCUUCCACAGUGGCCGGCCCACUCAGUCUUGGGGCCACUCGGCCUCAACCUCCCCACCCCAUGUAUAUAUUACUCUGUCCUCUGGGGACUGCUUUCCAGGUGCCCCUGUGGGAAUACUCUUUAAAUAAUAAAUGUGGUUUUGAUUAAUGGGUC